Rosa rugosa (rugosa rose) is the source of this 1071-nucleotide messenger RNA. RefSeq lists its product as uncharacterized. The record is from RefSeq and is a predicted model, not a curated record. The transcript has 2 exons. The coding region runs from base 679 to 1071 and encodes 130 amino acids. NCBI's taxonomy places the organism in Eukaryota, Viridiplantae, Streptophyta, Magnoliopsida, Rosales, Rosaceae.
GAAGUGUGAGAGCCCAUCACCACGGUCACCUCCUCGGACUCGACCUUGGCCGCAAUGGUCGUCGCUCAUUUCCUCAUCUCCGCCUGUGCAAGUAACUAUUUGAUUCUUAUUCUGAUACUUUCAGCGUAUCUCUCUGUUGCGGCCACCAAGAUGAAGGCUUUUCUCUGUUCGAUUUCUCCUCUCUCUCGCUCUCUCUCUCUCUCUCUCCUCUUCCUGGGUAUCAGAUUCUUCUUAGUGGGUUCUGAAUAGGAAAACUUAAGACCACAAAUUAAGCAUCUUGUUUGAGCCGAGCAGGUUUAGGUGUGUGUGUGUGUGUAUUACAGAAAUUAAGAUGCUUGUAACAUAUAUAAAUGUAUAUAGAAGUAUUGGCUGUAUUGGCUGUGUGCUUGCCUUGGAUGAAAUUUGAAUGAUUAGCUUUUUCCUUGUGCUGUAUGGAGUUCUUGUGUUAUGUUCAGUCAUAGCUUUCUACAUUUUCUGCCUGCUUUUCUUCUUGUGAUGCAACUCAGUUAGCAAGAACUAAAUUAAUGCAAUUCUGAUUCACAAAAAGCAUUAGACUUUGUGAGUUUCCAAGGAUUAGUCUCUGACUUUUCUGUUUCACAUCUCUGAUUGCAUAUUUCUUUGGUCAUGAUCAUUAUUUCUUUGGUCUUUUAAUCGUCUUAGACAUUGAUUUUCUGUGCCAUGAUUUGCAAGAAGGAAGAUAUCUUGCCGAACUAUGAUUUCCAGCCCAUCCGUCCCAUCACUGGAGCCUCUUCGCAAUCCCCAAGUUUUGAUGCUACACCUAAUCUCGGAGGUGGAGGAGGAUCCACUAGGGCUUGGAACUCCCAAGAGUCCAAGUCCAACACCAAUACUCCCAUCAGAAAUUGUGGUUCUGUGGAUUCCUUCGAACGUUCAAAAGAUGUUGUGGAGAAGGACCGAAAUGUUCCUGAUGCUACAAUUAUAUCAGAGAUUGACCACACCAUGAAGAAGUAUGCUGAUAAUUUACUUCAAGUUAUGGAAGGUAUUAGUGCACGACUAACACAACUUGAGAGCAGAACCCGCCACCUUGAGAAUUAUGUUGAUGAUUACUACUAG